AUGAGACUUGUCAUCCCACUGUGCCUACUCAGCCUCAUUCUGGGGAUCAAGGCACAGAUACCACUCGACUGUAUAACCAGCCCUACAAACAGGCCUCCAGAAAAUGAAGAUAUUUCCGUGACCUGCGGGACAGACUAUGUGGAACUGGCCAUCUACAUUUGCCCCAUGUACCAGGCUCUUUACAAUGAGUCUCUGAUGGUUCUCAACGGUCAGUCUAGCACGCCUGAGUGUUUUGGCACAGCUGACUGGACCGUUACUCCACCAGUACUGAGAUUCAGAUUCCCUUUAAAUGAAAGUGCCCUCACAGCCUGUGGUAAUGGCUUCAAGAUAUUCAAUCGAACUGGAACAGGAUACUAUUCUGACUACUCAAUGAUUCAGUUUGUCAACAUUUCUGGCAUAAUUAACUCUAUAGACCCCUCUCAGACGAUGAUCACCUAUCGGCCACAAAUCUUGUACAUGUUUUCCUGCUUGUACCCACUGCAGUAUCUCCUGAACAACACUCGUCUGGAUGUGUCAGGUGUGAAUCUUGCCAUAAAUGACAACAAUGGCAGCUUCGUCAGCACGCUGGAUAUUGCGUUCUACGAGAAUGAGCAACGCACAAACAUUAUGUUCAUUCCAGUAACAGGAUUAAGACUGAAGACCAAAAUUUAUGUUGCAGUCAUAGCUACUGAUCUCACAAAGAGGUUCAACGUGCUGCUGGACAGGUGUUAUGCAACAACAACAUCAUAUCCUGACUAUGACACAUACUAUGACCUCUUUGUAGGGUGUAACCGUGACGCACAAACCCAAAUGGAGCUUAAUGGAGUGGCUCAACACGCAUACUUCUCCUUUGAGGCCUUCAGAUUUGUUGAGCACAGCAAUCGGACAGUUUCCACUUUCUACCUACACUGCGUCGUAAGACUCUGUGAGGUGUCUCAGUGUAGCAGCUUGUUGCCUGACUGUUCAGCUGCACAAAAAAGAAGAAAAAGAGAGGCCGGGGAUGGUUACCCUAAUGCUACAAUCACUUCCAAGGCAAUUUAUGUGGGAGAAAAAUCUGUUGAGGAUGGCCAAACUUUCUCUGUUCCUUACAGUACAAACAAUGAGAGCAACUACAGCAGCCCUGUGGUGGGCGUUAUCGUCUGCAUUGUCAUCCUGGCUGUCCUCCUUGUUGCGAUGGGUGGCUACUUUGUAUUUUACACCAGAAGGAUAAAACCAGCCCUUCAGUAA
Molecule: messenger RNA, 1206 nt
Organism: Cheilinus undulatus (humphead wrasse)
Lineage: Eukaryota; Metazoa; Chordata; Actinopteri; Labriformes; Labridae
Product: zona pellucida-like domain-containing protein 1
Exons: 10
Coding region: 1-1206 (401 amino acids)
Cellular component (GO): cell surface
Source: RefSeq, a predicted model, not a curated record